GUACCGGUAAGAAAGCUAGCACUGCUUGGGAUCCAGGAUAUAAGCGUCAGCAGCGAACGUGUAACUCCAGCCCCAACUGCCUCGCUCAACUGACCGUGUCCACCAGCAACGAUGUCCCAAACCCCCGCUGUGCUCGUAUCCGCGAAGCUGAACCACGCUUCUCGUGUCAAGGAUGCCUUCGACGAGCUGAAUAAAUACGCGGCCUCUCCGAAGCACGGUGCGACCCUCGAGCAGAUCAAGGCUGUACACCAAGUUCGCAAGGCCCACCCGCCCCAGAAGGGCACUGUCGCAGAAGACGAUCUCGUCAGCAGGUUGAUUAACGACCCUGACCACCAUGACCUCUGGUUUAAUCAGCUAUUGGGAAACUCGUUUUGCAAGGAGAUGGGUACGACAGGCCCCAAUGACUCCGGCGCAGCUGCGCUCUUGAAAGGUUUCCAAGCCUACAUGGUGCAAAUCUACAAGCUACUGGAUCGCACUUACGGAGCUUCAGGCACUUGA
Messenger RNA from Fomitopsis serialis, 498 nucleotides. RefSeq lists its product as uncharacterized. The record is from RefSeq and is a predicted model, not a curated record. The coding region runs from base 112 to 498 and encodes 128 amino acids. Lineage: Eukaryota; Fungi; Basidiomycota; Agaricomycetes; Polyporales; Fomitopsidaceae. The transcript is spliced from 3 exons.